Molecule: messenger RNA, 1672 nt
Organism: Cuscuta campestris
Lineage: Eukaryota; Viridiplantae; Streptophyta; Magnoliopsida; Solanales; Convolvulaceae
Source: the annotation of a GenBank genome assembly
AGAACCUUUGGAGAAAUAAACAUAAAUUCCCAAUACUUUUAUCAUGGUAUCAAAGCAUAUCUUCUGAGACCUGUGUCGACUUAAUUCUCUCGGCCAACAAACACCACCCGCACCCUGCGAUCGACAGACAUGGCGGACGAGAAGGUCGAGAAAACUGAAAAACCUGUUUCACAAGUUAUCGGUGAAGAGGAAGAAAUCGGAGAAAAGCAAGUCACAAAGAUAAGUCCAUAUGAGCUGAGAUCUGCAGAUACUCCUGCUCUCGUUAUCACCCAGAUUAAAUUAACUGGAGAUAAGAACUGCGGCCAGAAUGGACAUGAGAUAAGUGGAUGCUUUCAAAUCAUUGGUUACCCGGAAUGGUGGGGUGACCGACCCCGACCACAGGCCACUGCCUACGGAAGAGGUCGCGGCGGUGGAGGAGCUGGGCGCGGACGAGGAAGGCAGACCCGAGGGGGAGGAGGCGGCAGAGGAAACCGGUACGGCAGAACUGAUGGAGGAGGACCAAGUGCUCACACGGCACGGACAGACGGGAAUGGAGAGCGGGAACGCUUUUCCAAAGAGCAGUGGAAUGCCUUGAUGGGAAUCUUUAAAGAAAAAGAAUUGCCUCUUGAUAAUAAAUUUUCAGGAAUACCAGUAACUUCUUGGAUAAUUGACAGCGGAGCAAGUCAGCACAUGACAGGUGAUAUAAAGAACCUAAAGGACGUCGAAUGGAUAACGGCUUGCUCACAGAGCGACACUAUGACCGAAUCCCUUGAGCUCGUGGAAGACGACGAAUUCACGUCGUUGCCCAUCUGCUCUACCCCGGCGUCCCGUCCAUCCUUUGGUAGCCCCACUGGCGCCAUUGAGAAACACACACUGGACGACGACGAAACCACCAAUAGCGAAACCAACCAACCCGAUAACCCCACUGGUGGCGGGGUAUCUCUUUCUGACAAUGCUUUUGCCGAUAUAGUCCCUGCCGGCAGCCCCACUGGCUCCAGCGUCCCUCCUGAUUGCUUGCGUCGGGGAACUCGCGAACGGAAACCUUCAACACGGUUACGAGACUUUGUUGUUCACACCAUUCAACAUCCUCAAGCUGCUUCACCAUCCCCGGAUCCACCCUCAGGAUUUGGAUUCUUGGCUUAUAAAUAGGGUAGGAGCUUUCUGUAUUCAGACCAGAACCUUUGUAGAAAUAAACAUAAAUUCCCAAUACUUUUAUCACAAGUUAUAUUAAGAAUCAAAAUCUAGGGGCUGCCCAAAAUCAAAGCAUCAAGCCGCCCAUUCUCAAACCACCGGUCUAGUAGAUGAGUGCAACUGCGGAGGCCAGCGAAAGAAGAAGAAUCAUGCUUGAAGACGGGAUCAAGGCGAAGAACGGAGACUCCUUCCAUCUAAUUAGGGAUUUUAUGUCCUAAUCCGAGAAGAAGAUCUAAAAUCCAGAAUCUAUAAAAGAAGCAUAAACGCAGCAGUGAGGCGGAGAAUAAGUUGCACCAGAGCAGCAACGCGGGGGCGAGGAAGAUCACUUGAUGGGUACAACCUUAUGGGGGAUCUGGAUUUCGGUCGAGAUCCUCCAAUUUCUUCUUCCUUAUGUUCGUCUUUGUUAAAAUCUUUGUUCACAGUAGAGUUUAUAUCUUUCUUCAACAAUUUCUUAACAAGGGUUGAAUUAAAUUGUCUUGUCUACGCAAUUGGCAGAACCUUU